AUGAAGCACACAUCAGCAAUCUUGCUUUUCGCUUCUGCGGCCGCAGCUGCACCACACUAUACCUUUCCCAAGAUCGGCGGCACGGCAGACUGGGCUGCAGUUCGCAAAACGGCCAAUUGGCAAACAAACAGCCCCGUUACGAACGUCAACUCUCAAGACAUCCGGUGCUAUCAGCUAGCCUCUGGGAACGAAGGGGCAGUGACACAGGACUACAAGGCCGGCAGUACGAUCACGUGGUCUGCCGCCCCGAACAUCUACCACCAGGGCGCGCUCUCGGCCUACAUGGCUAAAGCCCCAUCUGGAACAAAAGCCGCUGAUUGGGAUGGAUCCGGUCAAGUAUGGUUCAAGGUCUACCAAGACAUGCCUACCGUAUCUGGACAGCAGUACAGCUGGCCGUCCGAGGGGAAGUCACAGGUUAGCUUUACGAUCCCAAAAUGCCUCGAGGAUGGCGAAUAUCUCUUCCGGGUCGAGCACGUAGCUCUCCAUAGCGCCUCGUCGGCUGGUGGUGCUCAAUUCUAUAUCUCUUGUGCGCAACUACACGUCACAGGCGGAUCUGGAGGCGCGAAGCCGAGUGAUUUGGUUUCGUUUCCUGGAGCAUACAAGGCAACGGACCCAGGAUUGAUGAUUAACAUCUACAAUAACGGUGGUAAAGCAUAUCAACCGGCUGGGCCAAAGGUAUUUACCUGUUAG
Neoarthrinium moseri is the source of this 690-nucleotide messenger RNA. RefSeq lists its product as uncharacterized. NCBI's taxonomy places the organism in Eukaryota, Fungi, Ascomycota, Sordariomycetes, Amphisphaeriales, Apiosporaceae. The record is from RefSeq and is a predicted model, not a curated record. The coding region runs from base 1 to 690 and encodes 229 amino acids. The transcript has 5 exons.